AGUUUUGAGAGUGAAAUAUUCACAGCCAUUAAGAGACCUCCAAUUUAAUUUCUCAUCAUGCUUAUUCUGUAGUUCACAUUAAGUCCAGAGUGCUGAAGGAACUGAACAAGUGGACUCUGUAGACUUCAGAUAGCUGGCCAUGGUGUUGGCCAUGGCGUCUCACGAUGCUCAGAACUUCUUCCAGCCUUUCUCUUCCUGGAUAUCUCGGGUUUAUGAAGCUCUCCAGCAAGCAGGAGAUAUGUUAUCUGCUUCGCUGGUUAACUUCAGCAAACAAGACUCUAAACUGAGUGACAAGCUAGACCAGGACUUAGAUGAUAUUCACAUUCAGGAAACUUAUGUUGAAGAUGGAGAACAAGACAGUGAUUGGAGUCAAGAGGACACAAAUUCCUUGUUUCUUGAAGUGGAUCAUUUCUCAUGUUGUAAUAGUGAUUUGCAGGAUUCUGCCCAAAGUUCAAGCCCCAGGCUUAGCCAACAUGCAAAGGACUCAUGUUCCAUAAUGUCCCAGUGGCCCAAUCAGACCCUUGAUGACCAAAAGUCACCACAUGUGCUUUCUUCUAUUGCUGAGGAAGAACAUCACCUUGAAAAGCAAAGAAAUGGACUUCAAUACAGCUUUGACAGCCAGCUCCCUCGUACUUUAGAAAAUGUUGAUGGAAAAAAGCAAG
Molecule: messenger RNA, 662 nt
Organism: Galeopterus variegatus (Sunda flying lemur)
Lineage: Eukaryota; Metazoa; Chordata; Mammalia; Dermoptera; Cynocephalidae
Product: synaptotagmin-16-like
Exons: 1
Source: RefSeq, a predicted model, not a curated record